AUGAGCACGUGCAGGCCCUGGCGGGAGGCUGUCUUGAGCGACGACCAGCUGCUCAAGGUGCUGCGCUUCCAGCUGGACGCCCGCGCCCCCUUCCGCAGCAGCCACCGCCCGCCGCCGGCCGCGCUGCGCAGCAGCAUCCGCGGCGGCACGUCGCAGUUUCCGCGCCUUCUGGUCAAGGCGUCUAACCUCGGAAACCUCGGCGCUGUGCUCACCAUGGCGCGCCUCCUCGACGCCGCGGCGGGCAGCUCGGAGGCCAUGCGCCACUGGCGGCGCGCCGCCAAGCUGGGGCACGUCGAGGCGCAGCUGCGGGCCGGGAUGGCGUCUUACCACGGCAACUGCGGAGUGGCGCAAGACCCCGAGGCUGCGGCCAUGUGGCUGGGCAAGGCGCUGAAGCAGGUCCAGCCCGACCUGGAGGCGUCCCGCCGCCAGGGCAACUCGCAAGGGACGCCGCGCCGCGGCGACGGGACCGCCGCUGCCGCCGCCGCCGGCCCGGGCGCGGCCGCAGGCGGCGCCGGUGGUGGCGACGGCGGCGGCUGCGCGGCGGCGGUGGACGUCGGCAUGCGGCAGCGGGUUCUGCGGGAGGCCGCGCUCGUGCUCGCGUUCCUGCACUUGGACGGCGAGGGCGUGGCGCGCGACAGGGCGCGCGCGUGCCUGCUGUUCAAGGCUGCGGCGGGCGCGGGCUGCGCGGAAGCUGCGAAGAACCUGGGGACCAUUUUCCGGACCGGGCAAUAUGGCGACAGCUGCGCCUGGGGGGAGUGA
Molecule: messenger RNA, 759 nt
Organism: Monoraphidium neglectum
Lineage: Eukaryota; Viridiplantae; Chlorophyta; Chlorophyceae; Sphaeropleales; Selenastraceae
Exons: 4
Coding region: 1-759 (252 amino acids)
Molecular function (GO): protein binding
Source: RefSeq, a predicted model, not a curated record